Molecule: messenger RNA, 2160 nt
Organism: Stylonychia lemnae
Lineage: Eukaryota; Ciliophora; Spirotrichea; Sporadotrichida; Oxytrichidae
Source: the annotation of a GenBank genome assembly
AUGAGUGAAGAAAAUAAUGCUUAACUGCUAGAAAAAAUUGAUACACAGAGAAAUCAAGUUGAUGAGCUUACUUCAGGUUAUUCCUCUCUUCAAAACUCAAUAGAAGUUCUCAAAAGAGAAAAUGAAAAGUUAAAGAAAAAGCUAGCAUUUGCUCAAAGAAAAGCACUUCAAUAAACCAAAGGUAAGAAUAUUUUAUCUUAUACUUUAGAAGUCUUGCAAUAGCAUAAUGAAGAGACUAAAAAUGAAGACAUUUUAGUCGAAGAAUAAUAGAAAUCAUUACAAGUUGAGUCCUAGAAAAGAUUGGUAUUUUAUGUGAAAAUUAAUUAGUAAUUUUAGGAUGAUCAAGAUAUGGAGGACUUAUCUUAAGAUGUCUAAGAUACCACUUCCAUAAUGUAAUAGAAGAUGGUAAAUGCUUAAUUUGCUUAUUAUUCUGACUCACCUCUUAGCUUGGACCAGCCAGUAUAUAUAUAGGGUGAGUUUAAUAAAUGGAAACCAGCACUUAUGGAGAGACUAGCCAAUUAGAUCUUCUAUUAUGACACAAAGCUUCUUUCUGGCUACAGAUACAGAUUUAACUUCAAAGUUGAUGAUAAAAUAACUACAGACUGUCACUAGAACAGUGAGUAAGACUAAGACAAUCAGGAUGUCAACUUUAACUACAUUUUGAGUACAUCAGCCUAUAAUUAAAAUGAAGAAUCCAAAAUUGAUCCUCAAAUACUCCAAAAAUUACCCAUAUUUGUUCACCCUGAUUUGAUAUCUAAGCGAGAAGAAGAACUUAAAUAGUUCUAAUUAAAUGUAGCCUAAUUGCAAGAUGAUACAUCUCAAGCAGUUAAUGAAGCACUAUAGGACUAUAGCAAGGAAAGCGAGAACCAAAAAAUUGAAAUUUUAAGCCUGUUCUUGAAGAGAAACAGAUUUGUUUUGUCAAAACUCAUACUUUUAAGAAAAAUUAGGAAGCAUGGUUAAGCAUUAUCUAAUGAUGAUAUUGUUUAAUCAAGUUCAGAGCAAAUAACUAUUUUUGAUGAGGAAAAUCAAAGAAUUACAAAGGCUAUUAAAUACUUAAUAAGAGGAAAAAUUGCAAAAAGUCUUGAACAUUCCCUAUAUUAUUACAUCAAUUCUUACAGAAGUGAUACUAAUGAACUCGUACUGAUAAGGGUAUACGAUAACAAUGGAAUUUUACUAAUAGAUAAUUAGGCUAGCGAGAAGAACAUUAUUAAUGCUAGCGAAAGUAUUUUCUUCGAGAGUUAUUAAAUUCUCUUUAAAGAGGAAGAACUGAAAUUUAGACAUGAUUUAAUUCAUAACAAAGAUCACACAUUAAGAUUAAGAUAUGAUGUAAAAAUGAUUCCAUUAGAAGAAUUCUACACCUUGGAGUGUAUACCAUUGGAGACUUAACCAUAAUUGCCUCUUGAUAGUUAUUAAUAUUAACUUGAAGUUUAUAAUGGUAGAGUCUAGACUGCCUUAGGAGAUCAAGGCAAAAUUAAAUUUGAAGCAUAUAGAGAUAAUUUUAAUUAUGACUCAGGAAAUUCUAGAUGGGCUUUUAUUUAUACAAAUGAAAUUUAAGGUAAUAUUUUGAAUAUCUUUCACAUUCAUUUGAAUGAGAUUACUGAAAAUGUUAGUUUUGAAGCUCACUACCUUAAUGAAAAUCAAAUCAUAGAUGACUUUACUGACUUCACAGGUAGCAGUGCCAAUUAUAGAAUACUUGUUAAAAAUCAAAGAAUCCAUGGGCUAUUAUUUAAUUGUGGAUCAAACAAUAAUGGACAAGUUAAUUUUGUUGAAUACAGAUUAAAUCCUGGCUCACUAGCAAAUGUUGACUACUCAAAUACUCUUUAAUAUUCAACAGAGAACAUGCUAGUGAAGGUAGUUAAUGUCCCAAUUGGAAUUUUAGCAAUCCCAGCCUCCAAUGAUAUAGUUUAAUAUCCUCAGUCUUAACUUCAACAUAACUCAUAUGGAUUUUGUUCUGAGAGAUGCUUGAAUUAAUCACUUGGAAGGUUCUUAGACGUAAAAGUUAUUUCAGUUGACAACGAUGAGACACUUCUUGACAAUGAGGAGAACAUCGCAAUUCCACCAUGCUUGAUGAAUGAUGCUAUGUAUGAUAAAAAGGAAAGAUACAUUGCUUUGUUAAAAUUAGAUCAAUGGACUCCAAUCGAGCUCGAGAAAAAUUUUUGA